AGGCAACAUUCACACAGAUUUUAGAGAUUCAAAUAAAAAAGUAUUUAACUGACUACCCGCUUACUUCCGGUUUACUCAGUCUGCCGUCGCCAUGUCGGCGCGCUGUUCAUUCCUGUGUUGUACUCGGUAACGUUCGCACGUACACCUCAAGCCCGCUCAUCAUGCCCAAAAGAAGUGCGCGGGAACGUAUUGAACAUUACGCAAGGAAAAUAAGAAAAUUAGAGGAACGUGAAUAUCGUCGAAACAUAUCAAUUCCUCCUUUGAAUUUAUCAUCGGAAUCGAAUGAUGAAGAUUUUGAACCUCCCGUACGAACCAUCGACGACGAGAAUGAUAUUAUUCCGGAACCGGAACAAAUAACUAUGGCACCGGAAAUAUUAGUACCAGCCACUGUGCAGGAACCUAUCGACAACGUCGACUCGAAUAAUGACCAACCGGGUCCCAGCACGCAAGCCGAGCCCUCGGUCGAGAACGAGCUGGACCCUGAACUUUUAUCGGCUCUUGGUGAAUUCACGUCAGAUACACCCGAGUAUGGAGAAAAUAUCCAUGAUAAUUUAUCAAAAUUAUGGCUUCCUUUACUGAAAAAAGGAAUGCCAAAAGAUAGCAAAGACAAAGUAUUAAAGGACUAUUUAGUUCCGGAUAAUUGUAGACUUCUACAGGCGCCAAAAUUGAACGCGGAGAUUUCCGCUGCCGUCCCAGAUAUGGUUCGCAACCGCGAUAAAACACUUGCCACUUCUCAACAACAACUUGGUCUUGGGAUCACGGCCAUCAACAGAGGCCUGGAUAUCCUCUUAAAAAGUGACAAUAAGAUCCUAGCGAUGAAACAUCUUAGUAACGGCUGCCGACUUUUGUGCGAUUCUCACAACUUAAUGUCAAAGAACCGGGUAAAGCUUAUCACGCCCAGUUUAGACAAAUCUAUCCUGCAUAUGAUUAAUGAAUCUGAAAGAGAUGAAACAUUAUUUGGAUCCUCAUUAUCGGACAAAAUAAAAGCUGCAAAGGCAAUAGAAAAACAGGGCCUUCAAAUCAAAAAGUCGGCAUCGAAACCUCAAAAGUCUGCGGCUUCGUCGUCAAGCAGUCGACCUGGGCCCUAUCAGGGAAACUGGACCGCGCCUCCUCGAUACCCGCCAGCGAGCAGGGGCGGACGGGGAGGCUACAGGAAGCAGACGACGUCAGCACCUCGGCGCCCAUAUGUAGCGUCGACGACGCAGCCGCAACGUGCAACUCCCCAGGAGAAAGCGCGUGUCCCGGCUCAGAGUCACCACUAGCGCAGAGAUUAUCAUCCGUUACACAAGAAACUUACCCUGGGUGUCGCGAGGCUCUGCGGCAGUCGUUCAUCCGCCGAGGCGCCUGUACAGAGUCGGCAACACUGAUGUUGGCAUCGUUUUCCGACAGUACCAUAAAACAGUACGGCACCUCAUUAAAACUUUGGUGGCACUUUUGCAUAGUUAACAACAAAGAUAUAUUCAAACCAUCAAAAAAGACAAUCCUCUCUUUUUUAACAACACAAUUUAAUAAUGGUUGUGGUUACGGUAGUUUAAACUCGCACCGCUCUGCCUUAUCAGCUUUAUUAGGAAAUAAUAUCGGUUCAGAUGCCUGUGUGAAGCGUCUUCUCAAGGGAGCAUACAAACUAAAACCUACUAGGCCCAAGUAUACCAAUACAUGGAAUCCUCAGUUGGUCUUAAAUUACAUCUCAGCAUGGUCCCCUAACAAUGCAUUAUCAUUAGAGAAGAUCACUAAAAAACUCGCUAUUCUACUUGCUAUCUGUACCGCUCAUAGAAUGCAGACACUUUCGCUUAUUAAGCUAAACAAUAUUUUAUUUUCGGAAAGUGGAAUUAAAAUUAACAUAACAGAUAUUAUAAAAACAUCUGCACCCGGAAGGGACCAACCAGUAUUAUUUUUGCCGUAUUUUAAUGAAAAUACUAAUAUCUGUCCAGCUACCGCACUCUCAGACUAUAUUUCUAUGACUAGAAACAUAAGAUCUGAGGAUGCUAAUAAUCUUUUGUUAACCUACAAAAGACCACACAAACCAGCUACUACACAGACCAUCAGCAGAUGGGUAAAACAGGUCUUGUCGGAAAGCGGCGUCGAUACCAGCGUGUUCGGCGCACACAGCACGCGCCAUGCGUCCACCUCAGCCGCACGAUUAACUGGCGUCAGUAUAGAAACUAUACGUAAAACCGCAGGUUGGACUAGUUCAUCCAAUUCCUUUGCUCAUUUUUACAACCGAACCAUUGUUAAUGAGGGAGAGUUCGCCCGAUCAGUUUGUUUAUCGUCAGAACAUCAAUAAAAGACUGAUUAGUACCCUAUUCUAAGUAAUAAAUAAUCAUAAGUUUAUUAUAAUUAUAACUAAGGUUAUUUAAUUAUGAUUUGAGAAAUUGUUUUUCAUUAAUCAUAGAAUA
Ostrinia nubilalis (European corn borer) is the source of this 2396-nucleotide messenger RNA. RefSeq lists its product as uncharacterized. The coding region runs from base 162 to 1262 and encodes 366 amino acids. The record is from RefSeq and is a predicted model, not a curated record. The transcript is spliced from 3 exons. NCBI's taxonomy places the organism in Eukaryota, Metazoa, Arthropoda, Insecta, Lepidoptera, Crambidae.